Rattus rattus (black rat) is the source of this 2195-nucleotide messenger RNA. It is a transcript of the gene Nmnat1, whose product is annotated as nicotinamide nucleotide adenylyltransferase 1. Gene Ontology annotation, molecular function: nicotinate-nucleotide adenylyltransferase activity; nicotinamide-nucleotide adenylyltransferase activity. Gene Ontology annotation, biological process: NAD+ biosynthetic process. The transcript has 5 exons. Bases 257 to 1114 code for a protein of 285 amino acids. The record is from RefSeq and is a predicted model, not a curated record. NCBI's taxonomy places the organism in Eukaryota, Metazoa, Chordata, Mammalia, Rodentia, Muridae.
CCAACCCAAGGACCUAGGAGACGCACCUUUGGGACCGUUAGCCCAACGCCCCGUAUUUUGUCAAGCAAGGGAGAAUGCACAAUGGCUGGACCUAUAGAGACCUUCGUAACGGUCCCCGGGGCCAGGUCUUCAUAGUCAACUCUUGCCCUUUAGUUCUUGGAACCAAAAAGUUGGUAAAAUUUCCAGUGACUUUGGUGCAGACAACAACAUCGGCAUCAGAGGACUCCAUUUAGAUCAGCCACGGCAACUUCUCCCCAUGGACUCAUCCAAGAAGACAGAGGUGGUUCUCCUGGCCUGCGGUUCUUUUAACCCAAUCACCAACAUGCACCUCAGGCUGUUUGAGCUGGCCAAGGACUAUCUGAACGCUACAGGAGAAUACAAAGUUAUCAAAGGCAUCAUCUCACCGGUCGGUGAUGCAUACAAGAAGAAAGGACUCAUCCCAGCCCACCACCGAAUCAUCAUGGCGGAACUUGCCACCAAGAAUUCACACUGGGUGGAAGUGGACACUUGGGAAAGCCUUCAGAAGGAGUGGGUGGAGACCGUGAAGGUGCUCAGACACCAUCAGGAGAAGCUGGCAACUGGCAGCCGCAGUCACCCGCAAAGCUCACCUGUGCUGGAAAGGCCUGGGCGGAAGAGGAAGUGGGCUGAUCAAAAGCAAGAUUCUAGCCCACAGAAGCCCCAAGAACCCAAACCAACAGGUGUGCCCAGGGUGAAAUUGCUGUGUGGCGCAGACUUGCUGGAGUCCUUCAGCGUGCCCAACUUGUGGAAGAUGGAGGACAUCACGCAAAUCGUGGCCAACUUUGGGCUCAUCUGUGUCACUCGGGCUGGCAGUGACGCUCAGAAAUUCAUCUACGAGUCCGACGUGCUGUGGCGACACCAGAGCAACAUCCAUCUGGUGACCGAGUGGAUCACCAAUGACAUCUCAUCCACCAAGAUCCGCAGAGCGCUCAGGAGGGGCCAGAGCAUCCGCUACUUGGUGCCGGACCUCGUCCAAGAGUACAUCGAGGAGCAUGAUCUGUACAACUCUGAGAGCGAAGACCGGAAUGCCGGGGUCACCCUGGCGCCUCUGCAGAGGAACACCGCGGAGGCCAAACACAACCAUUCCACCCGAUGACACCCCGCGACGUCCGAUGUUCCUCUCCAGGCCCAAAACAAUUGGUGUUAGUAACUCAGGGAAGGACUUGCCAUCCUGUUUUAUAAACUGAAAUUUAAAGGUUUGAUUAAAAAAACCAACAGGGAAUUAAGAUCAGUUACUGAGAUGAAUGUUCUAAAUAAGACCAUAUAAAAAAAGGAUGCAAUACACCUUUAAAAUAACAGCUCCUUCACUAAAAUGAGAUGUCAAUGAUGCUUUCUCUAAAUACAUUUUUCAAGAAAGGACCCAGUGCUGUGCUCUACCACUCAAGAGGCCGGAGACAUAGUUCCGAGGUUAAGAGCACGGACUGCCCUUCCAGAGCAUUCAGAUUCAGCUCCCAGCACCUGCAAGGCAGCUCACAACUGUCUGUAACUCCAGUCCCAGGGGAUCCGAUGCACUCUCUGUCCCCUAUGGGCUGUAGGCCACAAAUGGUGCAUAGACAGACAUACAGGCAAAAGAUACAUACAUACACACACUUACAGAUACACGCACAGGUACACACAGACACAUACACACUCACACACGCACAGAUACACACACACACACACACACACACACACACACACACACACACAGAAGAACCUCACUUUAACCAGACUCCAUGAUGGCCACCUGCAGCCCCAGCUGCACCAGGAGCUGACGUAGGAGAAUCACUUUGAACCCAGGAGUCUGAGAUGACCCUAGACAACAUGGACCCUUUCUGAAAACAAAAACAAAACAGAAUCCUAGCUCUAGUCAUGAAGAGAGCUGUUCAUGGCUGGUGCCAGCCAUCUUUAUCCAGAGUAGAAGAAGGAAGAAAUUCUUUACGACGUGACCUUGGCUGGGCAUGCAGCUCGGUCGGUAGAGUAUUGGCCCGCAGGCCCGAGGCCCUGGGUUAGAUCCCCGGAGCCACAUUGACUGGGCUCGGCAGUGCACACCUGUGAUCCUGGCACUCAGGAGAUCGAAGCAGAAGGGUCAAAAGCUCGAGGUCAUCCUUGACAACCAGCAAGUUUGAGGCCGUCAAGAGAUGCCAAAGACCCCUUCUCUAAAUUAAACAAAUAAAUAAAUGACCCUGUAAAAUGCA